This is a messenger RNA of Quercus lobata, 4080 nucleotides long. Its product is annotated as disease resistance-like protein DSC1. Gene Ontology annotation, molecular function: protein binding. NCBI's taxonomy places the organism in Eukaryota, Viridiplantae, Streptophyta, Magnoliopsida, Fagales, Fagaceae. The transcript is spliced from 8 exons. The record is from RefSeq and is a predicted model, not a curated record. Bases 1308 to 3281 code for a protein of 657 amino acids.
CGUUCUCCUCUUCAGAUCGUCUCACUCUUUCUUUCACUCUCUCAGUCGGUAUUUUGAGAUUUUUUUUUUUUUUAAUAUUAAAAUUUGGGAUUUUAGCAUUUCAAUGGGUGGGCUAAACAAAAUCACUCAGCAAGGUUUUCUUUUUUAAUUUUUUUGGGACUAAUUCGUGUUGUUACUUGGGCCUUUGGGCUUAUUUCAAUGUAAGUCCUCUCUCUCUCUCUCUCUCUUCGAAAUUAUUGAAUGAGAAGAAGAUGAACCAAAACUCUUCAGAAAGUCUUCCUACAAAGUAGAGCCCUUGUUUAUACACGCAGUUGACUUGACUAAAAGAUAACCAAACACAUAACCCAUCUCCACCAUUUUUAUUUGAGUUUGAAUUUGAGUUAUCUACAAAACGUACCCAGCCGAAUUCAGAGAUUUAAUUAUAUAUAUUGAGUUUUAGAAAAUAUAACGAACGGUGAGACUUCAACGGCGUUCAUCGAUGGCGUUACUGGCUUCGUCACAGCGAGUAGCAGGGUGAUGUACGUUUGGCUGGAUUGAGUUUAUUUGCUUAACUUUGUGAACCUCCAGUUCAACUGGCCGUUCUCAUAAAUUAACCCAAAAAAAAAGAUCUACAUAUAUAGUGAUUCAAUAUUUAGUAGUAGUGUAUUUGCAAUGGCUUUCAUGGGAAUGGAAACUGCCUCGUCAUCUUUCCCAAGUUCUACUACUGAGCGAUGGAAGUAUGAUGUUUUCCUCAGCUUUAGAGGCGAGGACACCCGAAACAAUUUUAUGGAUCAUCUAUUUAAUGCUUUUACAGAGAAAGGCAUUAACGCUUUUAAAGAUGAUAAAAAACUUGAGAAAGGAAAAUCCCUCUCACUAGAGCUGUUGAAAGCAAUAGAAGAAUCAAGAUUUGCUAUCGUUAUUCUCUCAAAAGACUACACAUCUUCUACUUGGUGCCUAGAUUAACUUGCAAAUAUCAUUGCUUGCAAGAAAGAUAUUGAAAUGGCAAUUUUACCUGUUUUUUACUAUGUUGAUCCAUCUAAUGUACGAAAAAAAAUGGAAACUUAUGCACAGGCAUUUGUUGAAAAUUAAAAAAAUGAGGAAAAAAAAAGGGUGGAUAAAUGGAGAGAUGCUUUGAGACAGGUGGGCAACCUCGCCGGAUGGCAUUUAAAGGAUACUAGUGUGGAUGCAUGACUUACUUGAAGAAAUGGGUAGGAACAUAGUUCGUCGAGAGUGCCUUGAUGAUCCUGGGAAGCGUAGUAGAUUGUGGGAUUACGAGGACAUUGACAAAAUGUUAAAAAAAAAAUAAGGGGACAGAAGCACUUAAAGCCAUGGAUAUUGUGAGUACUUAUAAUGAACAACACGAUGUAUGUUGGAACCCUGAGGCCUUUUCGAAGAUGGACAAUCUUAAGUAUCUUAGAAUUUAUGGCAUUCUCCAUGUCCCCACACACCUUCCUAAUGAUUUAAGAAUUCUUGAUUGGAUUUUGUAUACAUCAAAAUAUUUGCAAUCAAGUUUCCAGCUUGUUGAGCUUGUUCAACUUUGUUUGCAACAAAGCAAAAUUGAACAACUUUGGACAAGAAUAAAGAAUUUUGACAAGUUGAAGUUCAUUGACUUGACCGACUCCUCGGACCUGAUUAUAACUCCAAACUUCACUGGAGUCCCAAAUCUUGAGAAAUUAGUUCUUGUAAGGUGUACAAAUUUACGCAAGAUUGACCCAUCUAUUGGAAUUCUUAAAAAACUUAUUCAUCUUAAUUUACAAGAUUGUGAAAGACUAAUUCGUCUUCCAAGCAAGUUUGGAAUGGAGCCUCUUGUGACUCUUGAAAUUUCUAAUUGCUCAAAACUCAAGACAAUUCCAAAAUUUGUGGCAAACCCGAAAUUCCUACAGGAGCUUUCUUUGGAUCGCACUACUAUUGUAGAACUAAUUAAAAACUUGCCAGAGAACCUAUGGAUAAUCAAAGGCCUAGAGAUACUUGAUUUGAGCAAAGUAGAUAUAGAAGAGCUGCCUUCAUCAAUUGAACGUUUGACUGACCUUACUUCAUUGACUCUAAGAUAUUGCGAGAAUCUUGUGAGCCUUCCUAACACCAUUUGUAGUUUGAAGUUGCUUAAGUCUCUUGAUCUUUUUGGAUGCUUAAAAUUUCGUAACUUGCCAAAGAACAUAGGAAAUGUAAAAAGUUUGGAGUUGCUUAAUUUGUGUUGGACAGACAUAAGAGAUGUUCCUUCUUCCAUUGCCCUCCUUAAAAAUCUGAAACAUCUAUAUAUCUGUAGAUGGAAGUCAUUUGAAUUUUAUUCCCUGCCAAAAAGUCUUGAGUUGAUGGGCCUAGUAUUUCCUUCAUUAAUUUCCCUGACAACAAGUCAUCGGAUGGCCUUUUUAAUGAAUCGUUCGAGCCCAGAAUUUGUUUCCACACUACAAGUUCCUCAACCAUUAUUGCCUUCUUUUUUAGGUCUUCAAUCUUUAACAUAUUUGCAUCUUACUGACUUCGAGCUUACGUCAAUCCCCAAUGACAUUGGCUGCUUGUCCUCUUUAGAAUGCUUAAAUCUAAGUGGAAAUCAUUUUGUUUCCCUUCCUCAAAGCAUGUCUCAACUCUCUAAUCUUCGAAGACUCCAUUUGGAGGGUUGCACAAGGCUUCAAUCAUUGGAAAAUGUUCCUUCCAUUAUUGAUAUUGUAAUUGCAAACAAUUGUACCUCACUGUGGAGAUUGCCAGAACUGCAAUUUUAUACUUUUAGGUCAGAUCACUCCCAUUUGAAUUUCCAGUUUGUUAACUGCUUCAAAUUGGUUAGCUAUUAUCAAGUUAGCGGUAACAUGCUUCAGGGACAAAGUGGUAUACUACCAGACAUCUUUGACAUUAUUAUUCCUGAAGGUUACUUUCUUGAAGUUCGCUUUCCAAAAAGGUUUGAACAUGAAUUUGUAAGUCAUGAAUUGAAGGAACAAGUGCCUUAUGGGUGUGAUGAGCUUAUGGGAAUUGAGUUGUGCGUUGGUUUUUCAGUCCCAAAGGUUUCUAACACCUCUAAAGAUUUUCUACUUAAAUGUUGGAUUAAAGUCAAUGGAUUUGAAAACGCAUCACCAAUACGCUCUUCUUUUAGGGCAAACUAUGGUGGAGUUAGUUCACGUCACCUUUGGCGGCUCUAUUUGUCUCCUCACUAUUUCGACUCCCAAUGGGGAGAAAAUUUUUGUCAAAUUGAUGGGAAUGGAUCCAAUAAAAUUGAGAUUAGAAUAAGUACUUCAAAUAACUUGGAGGUGGAGAAAGUUGGGAUUCAUUAUGAUAUUAAUAAUGAUUCAACCUCCAAAGGUACCCAAAAUAAUUGAAGCCAUGACGAGGAUGAUGGGGCUGGGCCUUGUGGAGAAGGCUAUUCAAAUGACAAACCACCUCCAAAGACAUGGAGGAUGUAAAAAUGAAUCAAGUAUAAGAGAAUUUUUUGACUUCUUUGCCUGAGGAGAUCAAACUUCCAAGAAUCUUAAAGCCCAUUGCGGUGGUAAUUAAGAGGGAUAGAAACCAAACGCACGUUGAAGAAUUAGCAAACCUGGGCUCUUGCUAAAGUUGUCAAGGACUCAAAAUGAUUAUGGCGUAACCGUUUCACCUGUACUUAUGGAAUUCCCAUUUGAUGGUUCCUUUUGUUGAUUUUGUGGAAUGGCAGUGAUAAAGUUGGGUUCACUUGAGCUUGAGAUCAGUUUUACCAUGGCCUGGCUGCUGUGGCAUAAUCUUGAUGAAAUUGGGUUAAGAGAAACUGCAAGUUCUGUCGAGACUUUGUGCGGCACCAUGGUGGAAUGUUAUUGAUGAAUCGAGCUGUUACAUUUAGUCUUGAUAUUGGAAUACAAGACCUCAUGGUGGACUUCCAAUUCCAGGUUGAUAGUUCCAUUGAAGUUGAAUGAAAGCUCUUCAUUUGAGGCCAAGAAAGAUAUAAAAGUUCUCACACUGCAGGUUUUUUAACAAAUUUCUUCAGUUUUCAUGCAAUAUUAAAGAAGUGUAAUCUAACAGCCCAUGGUUUAGUGGGGUAUGCAAAGGAGAAUGAGGAGACCUCAUGUCUGGGGGACUGUCCUCUCUUUAUUCUUCCUUCUGUACAGAAAAUUUAAGUUAAUUAAAAUCUGUCUCUUCAGUUUCUUUUCA